AGUCGAUGAAGCGCAACUGGAGGAUGGCGAGUACUAUAUGUACAUAUGUACAUAUAAACGAAGAAAUACAAACCAAUUUCCUGUGGAUGUCCGGUCCCAAUCAUUUAUAUACAAACAUCGUUGCCAUGUUAGGAGUUUGAAAAAGAAUCCAGCUUCGUACUGGAAAACAACUCGCAACUUCGGUGUGAAGAACGGUGACGACUAUAUACAGAGAUAUUCUAUACAGCUUUCAUAACAUAGCUUGGAUAAAUACUAUCACUUAAAAAUGUUGUGUAAACUAUUCCUUGAUUUCGUUUGGCUCGUUUAUGGCCAUGGCCUAGUAAUGUUAUUAUUGUAUUCCCCUACUGAAUCAAACCAAACAUUGGAAAUUUAUUUGUGCUUUUAAAAAACGUGUAUAUAAGCCAACCCCUUAAAACAAGCGCUUAUGGUGGAGGCAGCUCUUCAAACUGAUCCAGAAAAUGAAGAGCUAUUAAAACUCAGAAGUGAUCUUGACGAAGUUAUUACCCUUACUCGUGAUUUGAUACAAACUCAACUGGAAGAACAAAAUAAAUCUUCAUAUGUGGAGCCAUCAUCAACCAAAAGAGAUUCGUCCAACUACUUCGACGAAAUAGAAGCAGCUCUAUUAGAAGCAGAAAAAUUAGUUUCAGCUGCUAAGAUUUGGAAAAAAGGAGACAAGUGUCAAGCUAAAUGGAAGGAGGAUCGUCAGUACUACGAUGCAACUAUUGAAGAUAUAUCAAGUACAGGAGAAGUUAAUGUAAUAUUCGAUGCCUAUCAAAAUCGAUCUACGACCCACGUCAAUGAGUUGCGUGAACGUACUAUUCGCAACGAAGUUUUUCCGUCAAACAAGCGGCACAGGCCCAAUCAAAAAGAAUAUUUAAAAAAACGUAAGCAAAAAAAGCAACAGCGCUUCAAGGACUUGGAAGAGGAACGUGAAUCAGACAAGAACAAAUGGCUUAAUUUUAACAACAAAAACCAAAAAAAAAACGGAAUGAAAGCAAGAAGUAUAUUUGCGUCUCCGGAUAAUGUAAGCGGCAGAGUAGGAGUCGGCACUUGUGGAACUGCAGGAAAGGGCAUGACAGAUUUUACUGUGGGUGAAAAAUAUAGAAAAGGUCUUUAGAAUAUUAUCUAUUAAACGGUAUAAUAAAAAAGGUUCAUAAAAAUAU
Messenger RNA from Drosophila melanogaster (fruit fly), 1163 nucleotides. RefSeq names its product splicing factor 30 (gene Spf30). The transcript is spliced from 3 exons. Gene Ontology annotation, molecular function: RNA binding. Gene Ontology annotation, biological process: mRNA processing. The coding region runs from base 425 to 1117 and encodes 230 amino acids. NCBI's taxonomy places the organism in Eukaryota, Metazoa, Arthropoda, Insecta, Diptera, Drosophilidae. The record is from RefSeq and is marked reviewed. Gene Ontology annotation, cellular component: nucleus; cytoplasm; Cajal body.